Molecule: messenger RNA, 1450 nt
Organism: Camelina sativa (false flax)
Lineage: Eukaryota; Viridiplantae; Streptophyta; Magnoliopsida; Brassicales; Brassicaceae
Source: RefSeq, a predicted model, not a curated record
ACGUUUAGGAGCCGAGGUACUCAUCUAGAAUCAGAGAGUUCUCCCGUCCCGCCACAAUCCCAAUUUCAGAAAACCCUAAUUUCUUCUUCCACUUACCAAGUAGCAACAUUUGUGAAAGUAGCAACCUUUGUGUAAUUUUGAUGGACUCUGCGCUAAAACCCAAGUAAAAGGUGUUGUAACUCUUUGUUGAGAUAGAUAAAUAGAUCUGUCACUAUGAAAUCGAAAAAGAGUGACUUUGGUCCUAAUAGAGAUAUAAUAAGUGGUCUACCAGAAGAUCUGCUUUGCCACAUUUUGUCAUUCCUUCCCAUUGAAGACUCUGCUUUGACUUCACUUCUCUCCAAAAAGUGGCGCUAUCUCUUUGCUUUCAGACCAAAUCUUGACUUCGAUGGCUCCGUAUACUACAACGACAUUGAUGGGAAUAUUCGCUGGAGUUUUAUAGAGUUCGUGAAUAGAGUUUUGGAGUUGCAAGGGGAUUCUACUGUCAACAAGUUCUCUCUAAUGUGUGGACAUGGCGUUGUUCGUUCGGAGUUUGUCAUUGAAUGGAUAUUAAACGUGCUGCGACGUGGUGUUAACGAUCUUGAUUUACGCAUUACUCUAGACGAGGGUUGUCUGCCUUCAAAGAUCUUCGAGAGUAAGUCACUGGUUAGGCUGAGGAUAGAAUCUGGAAAUGUUUACGGCAUUGAUUUGGAACAUGUUUCUCUUCCGAAGCUUAAGACUCUCUCCCUUAAUAGAGUUAUGUUAGGAGACGCUGGAGAUUGUUUUCACAAGCUUACAUCUGGUUGCCAUGUCCUCGAGGAAUAUUUGGUCGGCAAUGCAUCAGAUUUUCUUAAGGGAAUCUGCAAUGUUCAGAUCCUUUACUUAUCUGCCAGCACUCUCGAGGUUCUUACUUUCUGCUGUAAACCAGUGCCGGUAUUUAACAACUUGAUUCAUUUAACUGUUGAGACCCGUUAUAAUGUAGGAUGGGAAUCACUGCCAACUCUACUCAAGAACUGCCCCAAUCUAGAAACUCUUGUAUUCGACGGACUCCACCACAAAUAUACAAUCAAAUGCGGGGAUGUUGACGGGUGCCUAUGCAAAAUUUCAGGGGAGGUUCCUACUUGCUUAUCAUCAAGUCCGGUGAAGGCUUUAAAGGUACUGAGAUUUGGUGAAACUGGUAUAGAAGAGAAUCAGAUAGAGCUGAUCAAGCACUUCCUAGAGACAAUGCCACGUCUUGAAAAACUGACAGUACACUACGAUACAUCGAUAGAUGAUGAUCUGAUUAAAGUGUCAAGCCAACUUAACAACUUUGCAAGAGAAGCUUCACCAAACUGCGAGAUCCAUGUAAUCUCUGAUCGCCUCCUCAACUAAAACAAGAUUCUCCUCUUCUUUCUGCCUUUUGUUCUUUAGUUAUUGUGACUUGUGUACGUGUCGGAUUAUUUGUCGUUUUGAUUGGGAAUACUCGAUUAUCUUU